Camellia sinensis is the source of this 1134-nucleotide messenger RNA. The record is from RefSeq and is a predicted model, not a curated record. NCBI's taxonomy places the organism in Eukaryota, Viridiplantae, Streptophyta, Magnoliopsida, Ericales, Theaceae.
AUGGGUCGCAAGAAAGCUGUCGUUGACGAUCUUCUAGCCGACAUCCCUGACUCAGUUGAUGCUCAAGCAGCACAAACCCAGCCUCAACUAAAGCCAAAGCCAAAACGUCUGAAGAAGGCUUAUCCCAAGGCAACGAGCGAUAAGACCCCUUCUGCUACCGAGAAGAGGCCCGCCGAUGCCCAACCAUCCAAAUCCACUAGAUCAAAGAGGCUGAGGUCGUCCUCUGCGACAACCUCGGGGCCGUUAAAACAUGAUUCCCCCUGGGCCCCGCCAAUUACAAUCGACGACAAGUCGGUUAAGGCUGGUGAUAGCGCCAACAACAUUGAAGUCAGCAUUGCCCUUUCCACCGCCUUGCUGUUGCCCAAAGAUCUUAAUCGUAAUGCUCAGAUAAGCGAAUACGAAAAUUUUGCUUUGAUGCUGCAGCAUUCCAUUCAAGAGUUGGUCGACAAGACUAGGGAGGUUACUAGUUUGCAGAAGGCCAUAAAAAUGACUGAGGCAAAAAUGAAGAUUUUGGCAGACCAGGCCGAGGCUGCUGUCAAAGCUAAGGAUGAUGCCGAAGAAAAAGCGGAUGCCGCUGAGGCCAUUAACAAAGUUCUUGAGGCCCAGAAGAAAGAGGCCGAAAAAAAGACGGCCGAGGCCCAAAAAGAACUCCAAGACGCCCUAGCCACAAAGGAGGCCGAGAUCAAGGCAACCGAUGAGAGGGCAUAUGCAGAGGGGGCGGCCAACGUCAAGGAGGAUUAUAAAAAACAAGUGAAGAAAGAGUUGGCUGACAAGACUAGGGAGGUUGCUAGUCUGCAGAAGGCCAUAAAAAGGGUUGAGGCAAAAAUGAAGACUUUGGCAGACCAAGCCGAGGCUCUUGUCAAAGCUAAGGAUGAUGCCGAAGAAAAAGUGGAUGCCACUGAGGCCAUUAAUAAAGUUCUUGAGGCCCAGAAGAAAGAGGCCGAAGAAAAGAUGGCCGAGGCCCAGAAAGAACUCCAAGACGCCAUAGCCACAAAGGAGGCCGAGAUGAAGGCAGCUGAUGAGAGGGCAUAUGCAGAGGGGGCGGCCGACGUCAAGGAGGAUUAUAAAAAACAAGUGAAGCAGCCUGAACUUCCAAGCUUGUUGCUCCUAGUGGCCACGUUGGCGUUCCAUUGA